UCCAGAGCUGGAAUCAAACCUUCAACCACUUGAAGAUGAAGCCCUUCAGUGUAGCAGUUGUGGUGGCCGUGAUGGUGGUUGUUGUGUGUGUUCACCAGAGCUCUGCUCUUCCAUCCAGUGAGGUGGAAGAAGAACAGGAGAUGAUGGUGGAGAGUCCUGCAGAAGAACAUGAGCAAAUGUCCCUGAACCCCUGGGAGAUGCCGCACAGCAGGCAGAAACGCCGCAUCAAGUGCCGCUUCUGCUGCGGCUGCUGUGGUGAUCCUGGUGUGUGUGGAACCUGUUGCAAAAAACGCUUUUGAAGACAACGUGCUUUUAUUUCCCAUCCUGCUCCAGCAUAUCCAUU
Molecule: messenger RNA, 343 nt
Organism: Synchiropus splendidus (mandarinfish)
Lineage: Eukaryota; Metazoa; Chordata; Actinopteri; Syngnathiformes; Callionymidae
Product: hepcidin-like
Exons: 3
Coding region: 36-299 (87 amino acids)
Biological process (GO): intracellular iron ion homeostasis; defense response to bacterium
Cellular component (GO): extracellular region
Source: RefSeq, a predicted model, not a curated record